CUGUGCAGUGAGCGGGUGUCCUCCAUCACCAUGCUCUGUCCUCUGCUGCUCGGUCUGCUGCUCUCCGCUCUGCUCUUCCUCUACAUCCGUUUCCCGUUCCUCCCUCAGGACUGUGCUUUCGCGCUCCGGACGCUGAACCUCGGUCGGCUGCUGGCCCGGUUCGGCUCCAGAACUCCGUGUUUCACCACACUCGAACGGUUCGCGGAAGCCGCGAGGAAACACCCGGACAAACUCUUCAUCGUGUUCGGGGACGAGCGCUACUCAUACCGAGAUGCAGACCGGAUCAGCAACCGGCUCGCGAACGCGCUGCGAGACCGCUCGGGUCAGAUCGUCGCGCUUUUCCACGGGAACGCGCCCAUGUACGUGUUCACGUGGCUCGCGCUCGCGAAACUGGGCUGCACGGUCGCGCUCCUGAACACCAACAUCCGGAGCAGAUCAUUGGUGCACUGCUGCGAGUGUAGUGGCGCCAAAACCCUCAUCACUGCUGCAGAGCUGGUGCCGGCGGUGCUGGAGGUUCUGCCGUCUCUUCGUCAGCAGCAGGUGUCGGUCCUCAUGCUGUCAGGAGAGGCGGAGACACAAGGCAUCAUCAAUCUGACCAAUCAGGUGAGCCGUGCAUCUGACGAGGCUCCGCCCAUCAGCCUGAGACAGCACAUCACCAUGAAGAGCCCCGCCCUCUACAUCUACACCUCCGGCACCACAGGUCUCCCCAAAGCUGCAGUGGUCACCCAUGAGAAGGUUUGGAUGAUGUCGUUCCUGCAGAGACUGUCUGGCGUUUGCUCCAGCGACAUCGUCUACAUCUGUCUGCCUCUGUACCACAGCGCAGGCUUCCUCGCCGGACUCAGCGGAGCCAUCGAGCGCGGGAUCACCGUAGUACUGAAGAGCAAAUUUUCAGCGUCGCGGUUCUGGGACGACUGUCGCGAGCACAAUGUGACGGUCAUCCAGUACAUCGGAGAGGUGAUGCGCUACCUGUGCAACACACCUGAGAGAGAGAAUGACCGCCAGCACAGCGUCCGUCUGGCCUUAGGGAACGGCAUCCGAGCGGAAACAUGGCGAGAGUUCCUGCGGCGCUUCGGGGACGUGCACGUCUGCGAGUGCUACGGGGCCACGGAGGGAAACAUCGGAUUCUUCAACUACACCGGGAAAAUCGGCUCCAUCGGGAGAGUGUCUGCCAUCCAUAAGAUGCUCUUUCCCUAUGCUUUCCUCAAGUUUGAUCCAGAGAAGGAGGAGCCGGUGCGAGGCUCUGAUGGACUGUGUGUUGAAGCGGCUCCAGGUGAGACUGGGCUGCUGGUGGCGAAGAUCCACAAAUUAGCUCCAUUCGAAGGCUAUGCUAAAAACUCCACGCAGACAGAGAAGAAGAGGCUGAGGGACGUCUUCCAGAAAGGAGAUAUGUACUUCAACACCGGAGAUCUGAUUCUAGCCGACCGCGAGGGAUUCCUGUACUUUCAGGAUCGCAUCGGGGACACGUUUCGGUGGAAAGGCGAGAACGUGGCCACCACUGAGGUGUCGGAGAUCCUGGUUAUGCUGGAUUUCAUUGAGGCUGCAAACGUGUACGGCGUUACAGUUCCAGGUCAUGAGGGUCGUGUGGGGAUGGCGGCGCUGCAGCUGACAGACGGGAUGGAGUUUGAUGGUUCUGCUGCUUAUGAACACAUGAAGAACCUCCUGCCGGCGUACGCCAGGCCGCGCUUCAUCAGGAUACAGGAGGAGCUCCGCAUGACGGGAACCUUCAAACAGGUGAAGGUGCAGCUGGUACAGGAGGGCUUCGACCCGAACUCCACCCGCGACCGGCUCUACAUCAUGGAGGAGAACCAGCAGACGUUUGUGCCGCUGACGGAGGAGAUCUUCAGCGCCAUCGCUGCAGGACGCACCAGACUCUGACACACACACACACACACACACGAGCCCGCGGUGUGCGCUUUAUUAUCAUCAUCAGCUCACAUUAUUCAACAAGACGAGUGAGAAAACCUGAAGCUGAUAUGAGCUCCACUGACAGGCUGAGCGAGUAUUGUGUAGAGGAUCGAGCCGUACACCAACACUGAGUUAUUCACACCGUAUUUAAUCACUGAAGCAGGAUUAUACAUGUGGGAAACAGUUUUAACAUGACAGAUUGAUAUGAAUGUUUGUAUGAAAUGAGGCUGUGCAGGAACUCAAACCUGAUCCUCAUAUUAGAGGAGGAAGAGGAGCGGGGGAAGAGGAGCGGGGGACAUCUCUGUCUGCUUCAUUACUGCUGUAUGUGUGUUAUAAACAUCACAGGAAUCAGCUGUCUAUUUAGAUCUAGAAGCAUUUCUACCAACAGACUGAUGUACAGGGGUUUAUCAUCAGUCGUUUAACAGCAGGUUAGACAUUCACUGUUCUCUGUUGAUUCACACAAAUAAAUAAAACAUUUUGUAUUAA
Danio aesculapii is the source of this 2391-nucleotide messenger RNA. It is a transcript of the gene slc27a2a, whose product is annotated as solute carrier family 27 member 2a. Lineage: Eukaryota; Metazoa; Chordata; Actinopteri; Cypriniformes; Danionidae. The transcript is spliced from 10 exons. The coding region runs from base 31 to 1875 and encodes 614 amino acids. The record is from RefSeq and is a predicted model, not a curated record. Gene Ontology annotation, molecular function: long-chain fatty acid-CoA ligase activity; long-chain fatty acid transmembrane transporter activity.